UGUGUCUCAAACCGAAUAUUCUACUUCCUCCGUAUUCUGUUGUAGCUUUGCGAGCAGCUGCAGUGUUGCUAUGUUAUUCAGGUCACUGGUAGCGAGUGCCUGCACUCUCGGUGUAUUUGGAGCGGCAACGUAUAAAUUCGCCCCUACUAAGGUUCAAGCAGCCUUCCUUCAGUCCAUUGUAAGGAAAUCGGCUCUUGUGGAGCAGUCCGACAUGAGGAUAGAGCUACUGCCCGCCCUCACUGAUAACUACAUGUACCUCCUCAUUGACGAGGACACAAAAGAAGCUGCCAUUGUUGACCCAGUGGAACCUAAUAAGGUAGUAGAAGCAGUUAAGAAGCAUGGUGUGAAGCUUAAAACUGUCCUAACCACACAUCAUCACUGGGACCAUGCUGGCGGCAAUGAGAAACUGGUGAAGUUGGUUCCAGGGCUGACAGUAUACGGAGGUGAUGACCGGGUUGGAGCCUUGACUAAAAAAGUGACGCACUACAACACUUUCAAAGUGGGCUCACUUAAUGUGAAGUGCUUGUUUACGCCAUGCCACACCACUGGACACAUCUGCUACUUUGUGACAAAAGAAAACAGCUCUGAACCCCCUGCUGUGUUCACAGGUGACACCCUGUUUGUAGCUGGCUGUGGGAAGUUUUUUGAGGGUACUGCUGACGAGAUGUACAAAGCUCUGAUAGACAUACUAGGACGACUUCCUCCAGAAACGCGCGUGUACUGCGGUCAUGAGUACACCAUCAACAAUCUGAAAUUUGCACGCCACGUUGAGCCAGGCAAUGAGGCCAUCAGGAAAAAACUGGCAUGGGCUAAGGAGAAAUACGACAACGGAGAGCCCACCAUUCCUUCAACUGUGGCUGAUGAGUUCACAUUCAACCCAUUCAUGAGAGUGAGAGAGAAGUCUGUUCAGGAGCAUGCUGGGACAAGCAAUCCCAUAGAGACCAUGAGGGUCAUCCGUAAGGAGAAGGACGGCUUCAGAGUGCCCAAAGACUGAAUUUACAUAGGUGUGGAGCUCACGUUGUCUUAAGGAUAUCUACCACUACUAUGCGUCUUAGUGCACUUCAUGCUCUUUUGAAGAAAAACUAGCAAAAUCUAAGCUGCACACAGGCAAUAGAUACAUUAGUGUUAAUCCAAAAUUCGUAACACUCUUAAAGGGGGAAAGAUUUGAUUUGACAAGUUUUUUUUUUGGUUCAGCCUUGGUCAGCACUUCGUGAAAGGGUAGUGGCACUCCAGUCCUGGAAGGCUACGGCACACUAGUUAUGUGUUUUCAUAACUCUGACUGCCUGAUUCCACAUAUUAUCAAAUGAACCAGUGAUCAACUAGUUAUCAAAUGAAUUUGUGAAAUGAACUGGAAGUUUUCUAGAUGAAAAAAACACGAAACUGUUCCAUUUGGCCCCUCAUGACUGGAGUUUGAUUUGGAUUAGUGUUUAUGUGGUAGAAGACUUGUUUUCAAAUAGAAAUGGCAAGAAAGCUAGCAGAUGAAACACAUUACACUUCCGUUUUCUAAGUUUAAGGUACAUAUUACUGGCACCUGUAGAAUCUGUGUAAGGAAUAGAAGCAUAGGUGCUCAUUUUUCUGUUCUUGCUUUGAUAACAUUCAGUUUGGCUUUUUUUGGAAACAUUUGUUCCAGCUGACUGCAACACGUAUAGAUGUGGUGAGUAUAAGGUGAAAUGUAUUUAAAUCAGAAACCUGCCAGGUGAAUGAUUGACAGCCAUAUUUAUGUUGUGGUUUUGAGAGCAGGGAUUAUUAAUUACUAAAUUGAUGACUUAUUGUGCAAUGUUUAAUUUUGUAAAUUAAAGAGAAGUAUUUUUAAGAAUAAGAGAAUGUUACACUAUUUGUGGUGUAAGAGAGAUUAUAUAUGAGAUGUACAGAUCUCUAAAUACUACUAGCAUGUCCAGAUAUGGCAUACUUAUAUCUCAGUAAUACUGCUUUUAAUUUGAUUUUAGGGGUGUUUGUAGAUCUCUUUAUUUGGAGUUGAUUUAGAGCAGUACUAAUUCAGCAUUUGUGCAUUUGUUUGAGCAGUUUACAUGCUAAUUUCCAGUAAUUAUUUUAGCAAGUUUUGCACUUUCUAUCCUCAGAAGUAACAGAGUUAUGAUUGUAUUUCAUUGUGUCUAAUAAAGCACACGGGAAAGUC
Pygocentrus nattereri (red-bellied piranha) is the source of this 2134-nucleotide messenger RNA. It is a transcript of the gene hagh, whose product is annotated as hydroxyacylglutathione hydrolase. Lineage: Eukaryota; Metazoa; Chordata; Actinopteri; Characiformes; Serrasalmidae. Gene Ontology annotation, biological process: glutathione metabolic process. The transcript is spliced from 9 exons. Gene Ontology annotation, molecular function: hydroxyacylglutathione hydrolase activity. Gene Ontology annotation, cellular component: mitochondrion. Bases 71 to 994 code for a protein of 307 amino acids. The record is from RefSeq and is a predicted model, not a curated record.